Mesorhabditis belari is the source of this 1605-nucleotide messenger RNA. Lineage: Eukaryota; Metazoa; Nematoda; Chromadorea; Rhabditida; Rhabditidae. The record is from the annotation of a GenBank genome assembly.
AUGGCCUCGAGUGGAACAAGCUCUGAUGGACGGCCAUCUCGAACAGGAAGUGCGGAUUAUAAAAUGCCAAAUUAUGGGUAUAAAUCUGAUGGAUAUCAAUCAGGAUCAGCCAAUCUUGGAGAUGAUCCUGUUUCUGCGGUUCGAACUUUAAGAAAUCAAAUGAGACAAAAGAUGUCCAACUAUCAAUCAAUGAAUCUACCAGUAAAAGCUCAUCUUUGUCAAACGGCUUGUGAUACUUUAAGCCGAGCUGAAGGGCAAUUAAUCGGAAUGAAUAAUAAAAGAAGAAAUGCACUAAUGGUCGGUGAUAGUGGAAGUGCUGAUCAAAUGAAAGUGCAAAUGGAUCAAGUGAAAGAUGAUGCGAUUCGAAAUGCUUAUGCUGAUCUUGUCACCGAUUCUAAUCAGAUGAACGCGUAUGGAGUGGAUUCAAAGUGGACUCCACAAGAAGAAUCCCAUCCACCGAGAAAUCCCACUCCACAACCAUUGUUGCCAAGGCCAUCGAGUGAUCGAAGACCAUCAACUCGUACCAGAACUCCAGAAAGAAAGAAAACACCUGAGCGUGCAAGGAGUCAAGAUGGAAGAAGAACAAAAAGUCGUCGUGGACCGUCAAAUGAGCGUUUCCGGCCGAAUAGUGUUGCUAGAAAGCCUCGUCGACAACGUCGCCCUCCUAGUCCAGAAGGAAAUCAAACGCCAUUUUCAAUGCAAAAAGGCCCAAAUCCUCAACCUGAAUUUGAUCCUGAUAUUCGUAGAAAUGGUCGACUCGCUGAAAUGGAGAGGCGUAAAAGAGGAGAGUUUAUUCAACCAACAUCACAAGCUGAAGCAAAUGCCAUGUUAUUUGAUAAUCCUUAUAAACCGCCAAAUCAAUAUGGACAAUGCCCAUAUUGUGACCGAGUUGAGCCAAGCUUUGGUAGAAAACAGAAUUUGGAGAGACAUUACACAACUGAUUGCCCAAUGCUUGUGAAAUGCCGCUACUGUAAUAAAGUUGUUCAAGCUAGAGAAUUGACAAAUCAUUAUUUGGAUCGUUGCGUUUUCUUGGAAGACAAAAUGAAGCCGUGUCCUUUGUGCGGAUUGGCAGCUGAUGAGCAUGAUAUUGCGGAUGGAGUAUCACAUCCAUUAUGUCGAGGUCGAAUGGCUCCAUCGGGUGCUCGUUGGUGUGCUCUUUGUGCUGUGGCUGUUGAUGACAACAAGGAAUCAUGGAAGAGACAUCUUCAAUUAGGACCAAAUGGUUGUUACAACAAUCCACGUUUAAAUGGAGAAGAGGCUUUGUUGGAACGACGAGGUUUAGAUGGAAGAGAUCCGAUGGCACCAAAUGAUGGCACAUAUGAUCCAAAUAAUCCAAACGGGGCAAAUGGCGGCACAAACACAACGACAAAUAGCAAAACGUCGACGAAAACGACGAGCAAAUUGAACGGAGCAAAACUUAUUGAUGCAGAUCAAUUGAUUAAAGCCUUACAAGAAGCGCAAAAUGCUAAAAGGGCAUCAAAAGCAGCAAAGAUGAAAGAAAUUGAAAAUAAAGACGUGAAAGAUGCUGUUCCUCCUGCUACAGCUCCUGCUACAACAACUCCUGCUACAACAACAACCACUACAACCACCACCAAAUCGAGUUCA